This is a messenger RNA of Camponotus floridanus (Florida carpenter ant), 5392 nucleotides long. It is a transcript of the gene Ets98B, whose product is annotated as DNA-binding protein D-ETS-4. Gene Ontology annotation, molecular function: sequence-specific DNA binding; DNA-binding transcription factor activity, RNA polymerase II-specific. Gene Ontology annotation, cellular component: nucleus. Bases 428 to 2230 code for a protein of 600 amino acids. The transcript is spliced from 6 exons. NCBI's taxonomy places the organism in Eukaryota, Metazoa, Arthropoda, Insecta, Hymenoptera, Formicidae. Gene Ontology annotation, biological process: regulation of transcription by RNA polymerase II; cell differentiation. The record is from RefSeq and is a predicted model, not a curated record.
UGGGUCGCCUGCGCUCGGAAUUGCUUCGGCGACGCUCGGUCGCGCUCGGCCCGAUUCGAACGCGCCCACCGACUCCCGCCACGCGCUCGACGCGGCGGUCAGUCGGUCGAUUGUACGCGACACGCGAGGGUCGCGAAAAACCGCGAGGAGCCGCGAGAAUUCGCGAGAGGCACGGCCGCGCAUGCGACGAAGACACGGAGGAGCUCGCGAUAGAGCGGCUGGAUAAAAACUAUCGGACGGAAACGCAGCGUUUAUAGCGAGACGGAGAGGAUCCGGUGGAUUUUCUAUCGUCGUCGUCGCCGUCGUCGUCGGCACAACUGCGCAGAGACAAAGUUGAUCUCUCCUCUCGAUUGAGAGCGCCGAGAGAUCGAUCCUCGCGCGCGAGGACGACAGCUGUCAAAAGUGUGGAGCCGCCAGCGAUCGAGAUAUGGUCUACGGAGGAGGAUUCGACAUGGUGGAGACGAUGCCGCAAACGGUGCCCACCGCGGCCGGCUACUCGCCGUCGUUCGACUACAGCACUUUUCAGUUCGAUCUGUCCCUCUUGCCGGAGGAUUACAGCCCGGUCGGCGAUCAGCUCGGUCUGAAGAGUUCGCAGAUCAAGCAGGAGGCGUGUUCGCCGCGUCCGGGAUCUCCCACGAUCUACCAGAGCCCGCCGUAUCAGAACGGUGACCUGUCGUUGUCGCCCAACUAUUCGCACGAGGGAUCUUCGCCGGGAUACCCGACGAGCCCGUACUACGUACCUAGGAGCCCCCAAAGCGCCCAGUUUUAUCCCAUCAGCCCGGAACCGUCGGCCAAGCAACCGGUCAAGAGGGAAAAGAGCCUCGAUCUCUUGGCCAUCCUUCAAGAAUCUAGACUCUUAGCCGAGAGUCUGGGCUACCGCGAGGACUCGACCGAUUGCACGGUGCCUUGCACUCCACCCCGUAGCGAGGAGGAUAUCUAUAAUAGCCUGGACGCGGAUUUUCUGCCGAAGAAGGAGGACACUGGCGUGCAGGCUCAUCCGUUGCUUAAGGAGAUUCUCUUCAAGGAAGAGCCGCGUUCUGUUUCCAGCAACGGCUCAUCUUCGUCCUCUUCCUCCUCCACCUCUUCCUCCACCUCGUCCUCGCCCAGCCCUUCGUGCGAGUUCGAGAGCAACGGAUCGGCGUUGCGCGAACUUCUCUUCAAGGGCGUCACUCGCAAGGAGAACCUAGGGGAGAUGCCCGACAAGCUGAGCGAGCUCAAGGUGGAACGAUCGCAGGAGGAGCUAGUGAAUCCGCUGCAAAAAGAGGAGCAACUCUUCAAGGACGGUCAGAAGAGCGAUCAUCAGCUGCUGCGUGAGGUGCUGAGGGAUACCAGCUUCCAGAGGAAGUACAAUCUGAGACCUGUCGAUCUCGGCGGUGUCGGCACCGGCUACGUCGAGGACAUGGAGGCUGGUGAGUGCGUGGGCGACCUCGCUCGCGAACAGCUCGAGCCGGUCCUCAGUCUGGCCAUCCAACAAUUGCAGAAGGACUUUGACAAUACUUGCGUAGCCCUCGGCAUUCAUCCAGAACCGAGACGCUGGAGUGCAGCAGACGUGGCGGCCUGGGUGCAAUGGGCCAGACGACAAUUGCAAUUGCCGCUGGUGCCGUUGGAGAGUUUUAAUGUGGAUGGCGCGACGCUAGCUGCCCUCACCGAGGAGGAAUUUUGCCAGAGAGCUCCCCAGUGCGGGAGCAUGUUGCACGCGCAGUUGGAGAUUUGGAAGGCCGCUGUUGAGGAGUCACCGCGGAACACUCUGGCCGCUUCUUGGAGUCCUGCGGGAGUGGUCCAGUCUCCCAGCAGUGCCGUGGCAUCGCCGACUAUCGGAAAUACGACAACGACGGGCAACCUCAAGGAAUCCCCCUGCACUGUAGACUUCUCAGAUGACGAAGACGAGGAUUGCGCUUCCGGUCAGGGCGCGAGUGGAGGCAGCGCAGGUGGCGGCAAGAUGCGCAACGGUGGCAGCCACAUCCACCUGUGGCAAUUUUUGAAGGAACUACUGCAGAGUCCGAGUGUCCACGGCUCUUGCAUACGUUGGCUAGAUCGCGGCAAGGGAGUCUUCAAGAUCGAGGACUCGGUCCGGGUGGCGCGGCUCUGGGGCAAGCGGAAGAACCGGCCGGCCAUGAACUAUGACAAGCUCAGCCGCAGCAUUCGACAGUACUACAAGAAGGGCAUCAUGAAGAAGACGGAGCGCAGCCAGAGAUUGGUGUACCAGUUUUGUCAUCCCUACUGCCUGUGAGGAGUUCUCUUCCCACUCUUCUCCCUCCCCAAGAAUCCUCUUUGAGCCCCCUUUUUCGCGCGCGCGCACCUGCGAUCCUUCGGAGCGAGUGACUUCGGGAUGAGCCCAGCACGAGGAGAUCGAAAGGUAACAAAUUUCGAGACGACGAUCCGCCGUGCUCGAUGUUAUCCGUGACGAUAACGCCGAGGCCACGACCGGGUCUGCUUAGUACGCCCGUUUUGGGCGACCACUUUCGCCUUAUGUUUAUUCCUCUCCUUUGUUCUUUUUCUUUUUUUUUCUUUCUUUCUCUGUUUCUUGCAUUGUUUUUUCGAGUUUUCCCUCUUCUGUCAAUAAUAAUAUAUAUAAGCAUGUGCGAUUUCUCUUUCUCUUUCUCUUCUUUUUCUCUUUCUCUUUCUCUCUAUCGAAUCGUUCCUGCGCUUCGAUGAAGUUCUCUCAUCGUGAAGCGAAGAUGCGAGCGGGUAGAGAUUCGCCAGAGAAAAGGGAAGAAAUGACUCUUUUCUCUCUAUUCUCAUGAUCGCUUGUCGGCACCAGUUGUCGGAUGUCCUCGAAUUGUCCGAGCAAUGCGCACGAUGUAUAUAUAAUCGGGAUAUUUUGAGCGCGCGGAACUAUUCGCUGCUGCUUCUGAUAUCCGUUCUCUCGAUGGAAGUGACGAAACAAAGAGGGAACAUUCUAUUUUUUAUACUAAACAUUUUUUUCUAACCGCUACAAUCACCAUCCUUCCGUGCUUACGUCGCGACCGAUAUGUAAAAAGAUAGAAAUCUAUCAAAGAAAUAUCAAAUCUUUGAAAUAUAAUUGCCUGAUCGAAUAUUAAUCGUCUAAUAAUGUCAUUUUAAUCGACAUUUUUACAAUUUUAUAAUCUGUCGGCACGCGCGAAGUUCGCGAAAAUAUUUUUAUCAUCUAAGAAGGUAUUUAUUAAGUCGUCGAGAGCGUGCCUUAGACACGUGCCGUGGGCAUCGCGAAGGAUGGGAAUUUCGCUCGAUCGAAAUCGCGCCCGUAGAUCAUCGAUCGAGAGCUUGCCGUUCGAGAGAAUAAUUAAUCGGCGAUCGUGUUACGCUCGAGGCGUCCUAGACGCAACGACUGGUGCUGGUGAUUUUGGUCCCAUAUAUCUAUGAUAUAUUAAAUGCUGUAUGUUCCAUGAACGAUUAGGCUUUAAGAUGACUUAUUAUUAGCUACGUAAGUGUAUCGGGGCUCACGUGAGCCAUCCUUAGGUUACUCGAAGAGAUUCAUCUAUCUUCUUUCUUUCAUAUUUUCCUCUCUUUACGCGUCAUUAUGACGUCGACAUCGCGUCCAUUUCUUGUGCUUGUAGUUUGUAUGAGCCUUUCUCGCGCAUUGUAUUUUAUGCAGCUUUUCGUAACGCGUAUUAUUUUCUUUUAUUAUUAACAGCAUUUUUUCAUUUUAGCAUUUUUUCAUUUCUAUCGCACAAAUUAUCAGAAUAAUAUCCAUUCGCAUAAUUAAUUUAUAUUUUUCUCUGUUGCUUUCCUUAAGAAACCACUAUAUCUUUAUAUUUGAACGAAUGACUCUUUCGAAAGAAAAUAUUUUAGCAAGCUCGUUAUUGCAAUUUCGAAUAUGUUAUUUUAUGCAUAUAAGAUACGAUUAACAUGAUUAAUUUUGCGAAUUUUUCAACGUAGUUAAGUAUAGGACUCAUACUAACGUGUUCACGUUUGCUCACCGAUCGGUUGUACAUAUAGAUGUUAUGGCAUAAUCAUUUUAUUCGUUUUAUCUAUUUAUAUCCGAAUUUAUAUUUUAGAUAAGAUAUAUAUAACAUAGAGAUGUAUAAUAAUUUUAUUGGGAAGUUCUUUAGCAAUUAACAUCAACUUCAUCUUGUCAAUUUGCUUAUGCAAAGUAAUGUCACGGGGACUACGCGGUCGUUUCUCGAUCGUACAAGGGUGCAAUUAAUGAAGAGUGCAAUUAUAUCCGUGCAUUCAUUACUUCAUCGGACUUGAAUUAUUCUCAACUCAUUAUGACGCCAUUAUUUAAAAUUGUGAUGAGUAGAAGAAAAAUAAGAAUGAAAAUUAUUUUAUUAAAUUUUGAAAUAUUAAAAGGAAUGAAAUUAAAAUUUAUUUUUUUAUAAAGUAUCGAUAUUGCCAAGUUUCACCCUAUCAUUGCAGUUAAAAAUUCUUUAUUUUUUUCAUCCGCUUAAUGACAAGACUGCUAAUUUUAUUUACGUAUUUAUUGAGACGAAUUGACACUUUUCGAGUAAUAAUUCUUUAUUAAUGGCGUUUGGGCUGCUGAAAGAUUCGACUCGAAUUUGUUUCGAAUGCAGAAACUGAAGCCAAAGAACACAUGGCGAGGUGAAACGAGCGAAUGCCAGGUAGUUCUAUCGAGGAAAUGGAUUUACUCGCGUAAUUAGAUCGUAAAGUGCGCUUCCACGGCUGUUAGAUUUCUACGACACGUGCAUUAUUUUUUUUUAUGCGGCCUGGCAUGGAACGCUCGUCAAAUUGGAAGUAGACCGAGGCGGGAUCUCAAAACUCGACUGUAAUAAAUUGUGUGUGAAAUUGAAAAAAAUGUAUUUUAAAUGUUAAUCGAUGUUUAUAAAUUAACUCAUAUUUCUUUCAAUUUUUUGUCGAAAAGUGUAACAGUCUUAAUAUUUUACUUACUCCAACAAGAACCAUUAUACCAAUUUUUCAUCUUACUUUAUAUAAAACUAUUAAUUAACAUAAACAACAUAAAAAAGUUUUUUAUAAAACUCUCUUGCUGAAACAACACGAGUUUUAAAGUCGCUAAAAAUUUACAUUUACAUGUUGAGAGUCACCUGCAUCCCAUUUCGUGCCAGGCUCCACCAUAUACUCGUACAUACUGUAUAUUUUAUAAGUUUAACGGUAGUUAGCUUUUCAAUUUCACGAUAAAACCCGAAGGCGGGGAAGAUUUAUCCCCCGAAGAUUAAUCCCGGUAUAACUACAAUAAUAGAAAGGAACAAAAUUGAAGAGCGCGGUUAAUUUUGCACACUCAGGUAAGGAAACGGGAAAUCAUAAAAUUGGUCGAAAUAACAGUGUAAAUAACAUCGAAUAGAUCCCAAUCGCGCAAUGUGGUUGCACAGCGCAGCUCUUGUUAUGUAUAUUUAUAUAAUCAAUUAUUUAUUAAAUUAAUACCUCUUAAAAUAAAAUUGUAUAAGAUAAGAAAAUUGCGUUAAGAAGAAACAAUUUUUUUCUUUGAUUAACAUAU